This is a messenger RNA of Prunus mume (Japanese apricot), 2902 nucleotides long. RefSeq lists its product as uncharacterized. Lineage: Eukaryota; Viridiplantae; Streptophyta; Magnoliopsida; Rosales; Rosaceae. Gene Ontology annotation, molecular function: protein binding. The record is from RefSeq and is a predicted model, not a curated record.
UGUCUGCAACUGCAAUCUAGGUCUAGGGUUUUUUUCUCCAACAAUAAUUACUUGGCUUUAUUUCAUGGUUCUUCUCAGUCCUCAAACCCUAGCAAAUCUAAAUCUAGAGACCCCCAACACCCAUUUGAUGUCACUAAUCUCGAGGAGGCAUCAAAUAUGUUCAAAAAGAUGCUUAAACAGCGUCCUCGACCUUCUAUUGUCCGCUUCACUCAAUUAUUGGGUCAAGUUGCAAAAUUAGAGCAUUAUUCGGUAGCCAUAUCUUGGUAUAAGCAAAUUACUCUGUUGGGAAUGGGACUUGUUCCUGAUGCCUUUACUUUAAACAUUAUCGUGAAUUGUUUUUGUCGUUCAAACCAAAUGGGCGGCAGUUUUUCAGUCUUGGCACUGUUCUUUAAAUUGGGGCUUCAACCAGAUGUCACCACCCUCAACAUUUUGAUAAGGGGCCUUGGCCAUGAUAAUAGAGUUGAUGAAGCCGCUUCACUUGUCCACAAAAUGGCAGCCUUUGGAGAAGGAUGUAAGCCCAAUGUUAUUACUUUUGGUACGUUAAUAGCUGCCUCAUGCAAACAAGGUCAAAAUGACAGGGCUAUUCAAAUGCUUCGGAUGAUGGAAAAAAAUGACUGUAAACCUAAUGUAGUUGUCUACAGCACAAUAAUUGACAGCCUUUGUAAGGACAAGCUUGUUGAUGAGGCAUUCAAGCUCUUCUCAGAAAUGAAAAGUAAGGGUAUUCCACCAAACAUCGUCACCUAUACAUCUUUGUUUCAGGGUUUAUGCAGAUUAGGUCAGUGGAAGGAAGCGUCACGAUUCUUCAAAGAGAUGAACAGUAACGGUAUCUCUCCAAACGUUCAAACCUUCAGUGCCCUUGUUGACUGUUUGUGUAAGGAGGGCAAGUUGAAGGAAGCUAAUCAAGUAAUUGAUAUUAUGACUGCUAGAGGUAUGGAACCUAAUACUGUUACUUACAAUUCGCUCAUGGAGGGUUAUUGCUUGCAAGGAGAUAUGGAUAAAGCAAAACGCAUUUUUGAUCUAAUGCUUAAGAAGGGCUCUAUUGUUGAUGUUUUUAGUUAUAGUAUACUGAUAAACGGAUAUUGCAAUGAAAGAAGAAUGAAGAAAGCAAUGUUAUUGUUUGAGGAAAUGACUCGUAAGGGAAUGGUUCCAGAUACUGUUACUUAUACAACACUUAUUGGCGGCUUUUGCAAAGAGGGAAGAAUAGAUGAUGCGCAAAACAUGUUCUCAAAAAUGAAAGUUGGUGGUCCACUUCCAAAUAUUCAUACUUAUAGUGUUUUACUGGAUGGACUGUGUAGAAACCGCCAGAUUGAUAUGGCUUUGAAAUUGUUUGGAGAGUUGGAAGGGAGUAGCUUGGAUUUUGGGAUCAGUCUCUACAAUAUUCUUAUCAAUGGUUUAUGCACAGCAAGAAGAAUUGAAUGUGCAAGGGAUCUCUUUCGCAGUUUCCCUUCAAAAGGACUUCAACCGGAUGUCAAGACCUAUACAAUACUGAUAAUUGCUCUUUCUACUAAGGGCCUAUUUAGUGAAGCAGAAGCAUUGCUUAGAGGAAUGGAAGAGAAAGGCUGUUCCCCAGAUACCGUUACCUACAACACAAUCAUCCAGGGAUUUCUCCGUAAUGAUGAGCUAUCAAGGGCACAAGAACUUAUUCAAGAAAUGAUGACCAAGGGUUUCUGUGCAGAUGAUUCAACAGCAAAAAUGAUAACUGACUUAAUUACUGAGGGCAAACUAUAUCCUGCUUUUCAUCCAGUGGAAAAAAAAAUCUGAGUGAAUUUAAUUUGCAUCUUGAAAUGAACAAAAAAUUUGUAGAGAUGCGGAAAUUCUAGUAUUUUUAGUGUGAAAACUAGUUUAAGUAUUUCUUACGGGAUGUGUUUUCAUUUAGAAGCAGUCAUGUGUUGUGAGUUUCUUGUUUUAUAAAUUUUCAAAACUGGUGUUUAGAACUGCAAAAUUCUUCAUCAUAUAUCUUGCCUUCUAAUAUACAUUCUGUAUCAGGGAACUGGAAUGAGGCUUGCUCUUUGAGGAAGAGAAAUAAAAGAAAAAGGUGUGGCAAAGGUUCACGGAUGUAGUUGGAUUGUAGUGGGACAGAGAACAAAUUUAUUUGUUGCAGGGGAAAAGUCUCAUCCAAAUGCUAUGAAAUCAUGGCAACUUUAAAGUAUUGGACAGCAAUAAUGAAAGAAGAGGGCUAUGUUGGUGACACAGAUUCUUUCUUGCAUGAAUAAGAGUGAGAGAAGCCCCUGUGGUAUUGACUAUUGAUGCCAAGUGCAUAUGGUUAUUACUACGCGUACUACAUCCCAAGGCCUCUCUCAGCAAGAUUACAAAGUAAACCAGAAUUACUACCCCAUCAGUAUUCUGCAACUUUGCUCUGCACUUCCUUAUGUAUGCUGGGUUUGUUGAUGUGGAUAUUUAUGCCUGGAGGUGCUUUGUUUUACUACUUCGUUGAAGCAGAAACAGACACUGACAAAGAAGCCCUUCAUUCUUUGUCUCAAUAGUGGUGGGUUUCUUUGAUCCUAUUCACCAGAUCUGGUGGUGAGGUUGCCUAAUCAGCCAAAUGUUGGGUUCAAGCAGUAUGUUGAUGUGGAUGUGAAAGCUAGGAGGAGCAAGGAGCCUGGCAAGAAGCCCCUCACUCUUUGGCUCAAUAGAGGGCAUUGCAUACCGCGAUUGGCUAUUGCUACGUACCACAAGAGUAUGAAAGAAAAAGGGGGACAAGUGUAGGAAAGAAUAUUUCAAUGGCAUUUGCAAAAACAUUAAUUUGAGCCCAUUGAAGAACUUGUCUACAUUCUUUGUUUCUUGUUGGACUUACAUUUCAUCAAUAGCUCAGCGCUUGCUUUUGAUACAUAUGCAAUACAAUAUGGGAAGAUAUUCAGGCAGUUGAUUAUCACUUUUGUGUUUGAAUUGAAUCAUAUAAAAU